This is a messenger RNA of Onychomys torridus (southern grasshopper mouse), 895 nucleotides long. RefSeq names its product BBSome interacting protein 1 (gene Bbip1). The transcript is spliced from 4 exons. Bases 419 to 631 code for a protein of 70 amino acids. Gene Ontology annotation, biological process: receptor localization to non-motile cilium; cilium assembly. The record is from RefSeq and is a predicted model, not a curated record. Lineage: Eukaryota; Metazoa; Chordata; Mammalia; Rodentia; Cricetidae. Gene Ontology annotation, cellular component: BBSome.
GUCUCCCGUUUGACGAACGCACGUUUCCUUCGUUCAGUCCCCGUUACCCCGGGCAACAGCAGAGCGGUCUGGGAAGGAACGAGCCCGUAAGUGUACCUACAGAAGAAGUGACCUGACAGUCCACGGUAGACAAGUGAAUUCGUACUCUGGAACUGCAGGUUUUGUUUUCAGGCCCUUUAUUGAGACGCCUGAUCACUUACCUAGAAGAAAUAAUUUAGAGCUUCAAAACUCCCUCGCGCCGGAAGUUGCGCUUGGCACUUCCUAGUAGGGUCAUAGCCAGAAGGUGGGAGUCGUCGGCCCAGCCUGCGCCCCAGGGGUGCCUCCGCUCCCCAGGUUGAAUAGUGAGAGGAGAACACCACAGAAAACUAAUGAGAAAAUCUUGCAGGAGCAAAAGCACUGUAUCCAGCAGUUGUUAUAGAUGGCAGAAGUGAAGUCGAUGUUCCAUGAAGUCCUUCCAAAACAAGGGCAAUUGUCUGUGGAAGACGUAACUACAAUGGUGCUGUGUAAACCCAAGAUCUUACCCUUAAAAUCUCUGACUCUGGAAAAACUGGAGAAAAUGCAGCAAGCAGCACAGGAUACAAUCCGCCAACAAGAAAUGGCCGAAAAAGAAGACCGGCAAAUAGCCCACUGACUAGUACCACUUUAAGGGGACGCCCCAUCUUACCUGUUCAGGAACUAGAAACUAUUCUACAACUAUAGGCUGAAAAUACAUAAUCAAACUGGACAUUCAUAAUUUUAAAAAACAAACUUGGGAACUUAAACAUUGGUUUGUGUUAAAAAGAAAGCUUUGUAUCAAGUUAGGGGAUUUUGGAAAAGUUUUUAAAAUUAUAAAUUACCUUAUUUGCCAUACCUAUUGUUAUGAAUGUAAGGAAUUAAAUGCAUCUUUUAUGAAUGA